UCAAAGUUAUUAUAGCCCUUGACAAUCCUGAUAUGUCGGUGAAAUGUCAGGUGGAGAGGAUAAUGAAACUUUCCCUGCAUGAAGUAAUGAAUCAUUCUAUUAAAGCAUACACUCAUUCACCCAGGAAAGAAUGGGUUCUUCAAUGGCCUGGGCAAGUUGUCUUAGCAUCAAGUAUGGUGCAUUGGACCACAGAGGUCUCAAAGGCUUUAGAGAAAAACGAAGGUCUGCAAAGCAUUCUUAAAAAAUGUAGUGAUCAAAUUGAAGAUAUUGUUAAUCUUGUGAGAGGAAGAUUAACAAAAAUGGAACGCAUUACUCUUGGUGCUUUGAUAACCAUAGAUGUUCAUGCUCGAGAUAUUGUUUCCAGUUUGAAGAGCCAAAAGAUUUCUAACAUCACAGAUUUCAGCUGGAUUGCACAAAUGAGAUAUUAUUGGGAAGAUGGAAAUGUUGUGGUCAGAAUGGUCACCACCAAUGUCUCUUAUGGAUAUGAAUAUUUGGGAAACUCAGGCAGACUUGUUCUGACACCGCUCACUGAUCGAUGUUUCAGGACAUUAAUGGGAGCCUUGCAGCUAAACCUUGGAGGAGCACCAGAGGGACCAGCUGGAACAGGCAAAACUGAGACCUGUAAGGACUUGGCUAGGGCAGUGGCAAAACAGUGUGUUGUUUUUAACUGCUCUGAUGGACUAGACUAUAAAGCCAUGGGGAAAUUCUUCAAAGGUCUGGCACAGUCUGGAGCUUGGGCAUGCUUUGAUGAAUUUAAUCGUAUUGAGCUGGAGGUACUCUCUGUAGUUGCUCAACAAAUUAAAACAAUCCAACGGGCAAUAGCAGAACAGCUUCAAACUUUUGUGUUUGAAGGUACUAAAAUAAGUUUGGAUCCAUCAUGUACAGUAUUUAUAACUAUGAAUCCAGGAUAUGCAGGAAGAGCUGAGCUACCAGAUAACUUGAAAGUUCUCUUUCGCACUGUGGCUAUGAUGGUACCGGAUUAUGCAUUAAUUGCAGAAAUAUCUCUCUAUUCAAUGGGCUUUGUUGCUGCACGUAGUCUUGCUGCUAAAAUUGUAGCUACAUACAGGUUAUGUUCUGAACAGCUUUCUUCCCAGCAUCACUAUGAUUAUGGCAUGAGGGCAGUUAAAUCUGUAUUAACAGCAGCUGGGAACCUAAAGGUUAAAUUGCCAAAUGAGAAAGAAGAUGUGCUGAUGCUUCGAUCAAUACGUGACGUUAAUCUGCCCAAGUUUUUGUCCCAUGACAUCCCGCUGUUUGAUAGCAUCAUUUCUGACCUUUUCCCAGGGGUUGUUUUGCCAGCUUCUGACCAUGGCAUUCUAGAGGUGUCCAUCAGGGAAAUUACCAAGAAAAUGAAUCUGCAACCAGUCCCUUGCUUCAUCAAAAAGAUAAUACAAAUAUAUGAAAUUAUGCUAGUUCGACAUGGAUUCAUGCUGAUUGGAGGCCCACUUGGUGGAAAAACCUCAGCACUUAAAGUCCUUGCUGAAGUACUAAAAGAUCUGGAGAGAAAUGGACUAAUGGAUGAACAUGGAGUGGAUUAUAUUUUUAUUAAUCCAAAGGCUAUCACCAUAGGACAGUUAUAUGGCAGUUUUGAUCCAGUUUCACAUGAGUGGAAUGAUGGUGUUUUGGCUAGUGUGUUCCGGAGUCAUGCUACAUGCAAUACAAAAUGCAGAAAAUGGUGCAUAUUUGAUGGUCCAGUGGAUGCCAUGUGGGUUGAAAACAUGAACACUGUUUUAGAUGAUAACAAAAAGCUGUGUCUGAUGAGUGGAGAAAUAAUUCAGAUGAGUCCACAGCAGAACAUGAUUUUUGAGGUGCUAGAUCUUGAACAAGCAUCUCCAGCUACCGUAAGUAGGUGUGGCAUGAUUUAUAUGGAAGCAAAAGACUUAGGAUGGGAGCCACUAACUGAGUCAUGGAUAACUGCAAACCUUCCAGCGGUACUUUCUGUUGAAGAGAGUCAGAUUGUGCAGGUGAUGUGCAGAUGGCUUCUUCCUGAUUGCUUAGAUUUUGUGGAAAAAAAGUGUAAAUUUGUCAUUCAGACCUCUCCUAUGCAUCUUACAAUGUCAAUGCUCAAGAUCUAUGAAUCCUUGUUGAGUAAUGUCAGCUUUGCAAAAUUAAAGCUGGAAAAUGAAGAUGGAGUACUUGACAUUUCAGAGGACUCUGAUUCUCCAAUAUUCCACUCAAAUAGCAAGAAAACAAAUGAAGAGAUUAAAGAUAUGAUAGUGGCUUAUGGUUUCUUUUCUGUUAUUUGGUCUGUUGGUGGAAUUCUUCAUUUGGAUUCAAAAUCAAGAUUUAGUGAAUUUCUGAAAGAUUUAUGUGAGCAAGCUUUAUACAAUCCAAAGUUAUGUGGUCUGCAAAUUCCAAAGUCUGUUCAGUUGCCAAAGGCAGAAAAUGUCUAUGAUAUUGUCUAUAUCAGAAAUACAUUUUCAUCUUGGAGUACAUGGAAAGAUAUGGUUAUGCCUACUAAAAUUGAGGAGCUAGUCAAGGCUGAUGAGAAAGACGUUCAUGUUAUUCUUAAUGACAUUAUAGUGAGCACGCCUGGGACUGCUAUGCAGAUGUACUUCCUGGAGACAUUGCUGCUUCAAGACAAGCCAUUACUUUUUGUGGGCCCCACAGGCACGGGAAAGACAGCUAUUACAAACAGCUUCCUGCGACACUUACCUCAAGAAAAAUAUGUUGCAUGUCAAAUUAAGUUCUCAGUGCGAGCUUCAGCUAAUCAGACCCAGGACGUCUUCCUAACAAAACUGGAAAGGAGAAAGAAGAGGGUGUAUGGUCCUCCGCUGGGGAAACAAGCUUUUGUCUUUGUUGAUGACCUAAACAUGCCUGCCAAGGAGAAAUAUGGUGCCCAGCCUCCCAUUGAACUGCUUAGGCAAUGGAUUGACCACGGCUACUGGUUUGACAGAAAAGACACAAACAUGAUCAAAAUUGAGGACACGUCAAUCGUUCUGGCCAUGGCGCUUCCUGCUGGUGGAAGACAUGAAGUUACCCCUCGCCUUCUCCGUCUUUUCAAUGUAUUUUCCAUAGAUGCCUUUGAUGAUGAAACAAUGAAGAGUAUAUUUCAACCAGUUGUUGACUGGCAUUUCAACUGUGGAUUUGACACAUCUCUUAAAAGAUACUCCAGAAUUCUUGUGUGGGCCACAAUGGAUCUGUACAGACAAGUGACAUUGACAUUUCUUCCCAUGCCUUCAAAAUCUCACUAUGUAUUCAGUUUAAGAGACUUCUCACGCGUCAUACAGGGAAUCCUACUUUUAAAACCCAGUCAAGUACAACAGUGUGCCGAAGGAGCACAGAAAUUAAUGAGACUUUGGAUUCAUGAGGUCUACAGAGUCUUCUGUGACAGACUUGUCAGCAGUGAGGACCGUCAAAAGUUUUUUCACAUAGUAAAGAAUGUUGUACAGUCACAAUUUAAAGAGAAAAUAACACCACUUUUUGCUCACCUGGUGAUCGGGAGAGAAAUACAAGACGAAGACUUGCGCAGUCUGUUUUUUGGGGAUUAUAUCAUUUCCAAAAAUGCUGAGAAGUCUGGGAAGUUUUAUAAUGAAAUCAUGGAUAUUGAUGAGUUAAAAAAUUGUAUGCAACAUUUUUUGCAUCAAUAUAAUAAGCACAGUAAGACCUCCAUGAAUCUGGUCAUGUUUCACUUUGCCAUUGAACAUAUUUCUAGAAUAAGUCGAAUUCUGAAACUACCAUGUGGACAUGCUUUACUUAUUGGAAUUGGAGGGACUGGCCGACAAUCUGCCACAAGACUUGCAGCAUUCAUGGCAGAUAUUGAAGUUUUUCAAGUUAGUAUUCUGAAAUCAUACACAGUUAGUGAAUGGAGAGAUGACCUGAAAAAGGUGUUGAGAGCCACUGGACAGAAUGGGAUUCCGACUGUGUUUCUAUUUGCUGAUCAUCAAAUAAAGGAUGAGUCAUUUUUGGAAGACAUCAACAUGAUCCUGAGCACUGGUGAUGUUCCUUCCCUGUUUAAUAAUGAAGAAAAACUGGAAGUCAUGGAAAAGAUGCGUCAGUUUUUGCCAGCUCAUGAAACACAAAGUGAAAACAUUCCAUCAGAAUUUUACAAUAAAUUUAAAGAUGGCAUUAAAAGGAACUUACAUGUCGUGCUAGCAUUUAGUCCAACAGGAGAAGCUUUUCGUCACCAUCUACGUCAUUACACAUCUCUUGUAAACGGUUGCACAGUUGACUGGUUUCAGGCAUGGCCCGAAGACGCUCUUGAGAAGGUGGCAAAUCAUUUUCUUGAUGAUGUGGAAAUGUCACAGGAAAUAAGGAAUGAAGCUGUGUUCAUGUGUCAGCACUUCCAUCAAAGUGUUGUAGCUCUGUCUGAAAGGGUUUUCCAGACACUGCAGAGACAGAUAUAUGUCACCUCCACAUCAUACCUUGAAUUAAUCAAGACCUUUAAGAAUCUAUUAGAGCGGAAACGGCUUGAGUUGUUAACCAGCAAGAACAGAUAUCUGGUUGGGCUCGAAAAACUGGAUUUCGCCUCCUCACAAAUCGCGAUCAUGCAACAUGAGUUGACAGAGCUUAAGCCUAUGCUGAUUGAACGAAGUGGUGAGACGGAGGAGCUGGUAAACAUUAUUGCAGAUGAGACUUUGGAGGUGGAAGCGGUUAAAAGUUUAGUUGAAGCAGAUGAGGCAACAGCUAACAAGGCUGCUUUGGAAGCCAAAGCCAUUAAGGAAGAAUGUGAGCAGAAGUUAAGCAUUGCUAUUCCUGCAUUAAAUGCUGCAAUUGCAGCACUAGAUACAUUAAAAGCCAGCGACAUUACUCUACUGAAGACCAUGCAGAACCCCCCUUCUGGAGUGCGCCUUACUUUGGCUGCGAUUUGCAUUUUAAAGGGGAUUAAACCAGAAAAGAGGACAGAUCAAGCUGGAAAAGCUAUCGAUGACUUCUGGCCAUCUUCAAAGAAAAUGUUAGGAGACAUGAAGUUUUUGGAUUCAUUGAAGGAAUUUGAUAAAGACAAUAUUCCAUCAAAGGUUAUUGCCCUGAUAAGAAGAGAUUUUAUCAGCAAUCCUGAGUUUCAGCCAGCUGUCAUUAAGAAUGUCUCUUCAGCCUGUGAAGGGCUUUGUAGCUGGGUCAGGGCCAUUGAAGUCUAUGACAAGGUUGCCAAGAUUGUAGCUCCAAAACGACAAAGACUGGAGGCUGCAGAGGCCGAUUUAAAGAUUCACAUGGAAAAACUCAAAAUCAAGAGAGAAGAGCUAAAGGAAGUUACUGCCAAGCUAAAAGAUCUUCAAGAUCGGCUGUCCCAAAAACUGGCGGACAAAAGAAGCCUUGAAGAAAAUAUAAAUAUGACCAAGUUGAAGCUGGAUCGAGCGGAAAAGCUAAUUAAUGGGCUUGGUGGAGAAAAGCAGCGUUGGAGGGGUAUAGCCAUACAGCUCGAAGACACAUACCAGAACAUUGUGGGAGAUAUGUUGCUGAGUGCUGGCAUUGUGGCCUACUUAGGUCCAUUUACGGCAGAAUUCCGAAAAGAAAUUUUAAAAUGCUGGUUUAAUAUGUGUCAAGACAAAAAUAUUCCGGUCUCGGAUGGAUUCACAUUAUCGGGUACCUUGGGAGAUCCUGUAAAAAUGAUGGAAUGGCAAUUCCAUGGGCUUCCAAAAGAUAAUUUCUCCUUAGAAAAUGCCAUUAUUGUGACAUCAGCUCAACAGUGGCCUCUAAUAAUCGAUCCUCAAGGUCAAGCAAAUAAAUGGAUAAAAAACAUGGAAAAAGUGAAUAAAAUUCAGAUAUGCAAAACUACAGAUGCAGACUACCUACGAACAGUUGGAAAUAGCAUACAGUUUGGGACACCUGUCUUAAUAGAAAAUAUCACAGAAGAGCUUGAUCCAAUCUUGGAGCCUGUACUGCUGAGACAGACAUUUAAGCAGAAUGGAGUGGAAUACAUCCGGCUUGGGGAGUCUGUUAUUCAUUACAGCAGGGAUUUUAAACUCUAUAUGACCACCCGCCUCCGAAAUCCUCAUUACCUUCCCGAAGUGUCUGUCAAAGUGACUAUGAUCAAUUUCAUGAUUACUCCAGUCGGUUUAGAGGAUCAGCUCUUAACCAUACUUGCUGCAGAAGAAAAACCAGACUUAGAAGAGAGGAAGAAUCUUCUGUAUCUUGAAGGAGCAAGAACCAGAAAACAGUUGAAAGAGAUAGAAGAUCAGAUUCUGGAAGUAUUAUCUUUGUCACAAGGAAACAUCUUGGAGGACGAGAGAGCUAUUGACAUUCUUUCCUCAAGCAAGAAGUUAUCCCAAGAGAUCCAGGAGAAACAAGAAAUAACAGCUAAGACAGAGCAGCAAAUUGAUGAAACCAGAGAUGGCUACAGACCAGUUGCUAACCAUUCCAGUGCCAUAUUCUUUGUCAUCUCUGACCUGGCUUAUAUUGACGCUAUGUAUCAGUAUUCUUUGGCUUGGUUUAUAAACCUGUACAUCAAUGCUAUAAAGAAAAGUGUAACAUCUUCAAAUCUCCAGGAAAGGAUAACAAAACUCAAUGACUUCUUUACAAACAGCAUAUAUGAACAUGUCUGCCGAUCGCUGUUUGAAAAACACAAGCUCCUGUUUUCAGUCCUGCUUUGUGUAGGUUUACAGAGGAAUAAAGGUUUGAUCAGUAAUGAUGAAUGGCACUUUCUUCUCACCGGUGGGGUUACACUGGAGAUACCCUAUCCCAACCCUGCAUCUGAGUGGCUUAAGGAUAAAUCUUGGGGUGAACUUCUUCGUCUUUCUACAUUACCUUUCUUCAAAGGAUUAGAUGACCACUUCUGCUCAAAUCUGACUGAGUGGAAAAAUAUAUAUGAUUCUUCGCACCCUAAUGAGAUGGAAUUGCCAGACCCAUGGGAAGAUCUCUUGACUGCUUUUCAGAAACUACUGGUGAUACGUUGCCUACGACCCGAAAAGGUCAUUCCAGCAGUCCAGCAAUUUAUCAAUGAUAAAAUGGGCCCAGCUUAUAUUGACCCUCCAACAUUUGACCUUCAACAUAGUUACAUGGACUCCACCUCUAGCAUACCGCUGAUAUUUGUCUUGUCAUCUGGAGCUGAUCCUUUAGAACUGCUAAUUAAAUUUGCAGAAGAGCGAGAGAUGGGUGGGAUGAAUCUUCAAACAAUUUCACUGGGUCAAGGGCAAGGUCCUAUUGCUCGAAAAAUGAUUGAAAAGGCCGCUAAGGAAGGUACAUGGGUGGUGCUCCAGAACUGCCACUUGGCCAUUAGUUGGCUUGCAGAUCUUGAACAAAUCUGUGAAGAAUUCAUUACAGACCCAGAAAAGACAAAACCCAGCUUCCGCUUGUGGCUGACCAGUUAUCCUUCACAAAGUUUUCCUGUAUCUGUGCUGCAAAAUGGAAUAAAAAUGACCAAUGAACCCCCAAAGGGAUUAAGAGCAAACUUGUUAAAGUCAUACCUCAGCGAUCCUAUUUGUAAUCCAACUUUCUUUAACGGCUGUAACAAACCACAGGUGUUUAAGAAGCUUUUAAUUGGAUUAUGUUUUUUCCAUGCUCUUAUUCAAGAGAGGCGCACUUAUGGGUCUCUUGGUUGGAACACUCCCUAUGAAUUUAAUGACUCAGACUUAAAAAUAAGUGCCAAGCAACUCCAGAGGUUCCUCAAUGCCUACAAUGAAACCCCUUUUGAUGCCAUCAUUUAUCUGACUGGAGAAUGCAACUAUGGAGGAAGAGUAACAGAUGAGCACGACAGGCGUCUUCUUUUAAGCUUGCUAGGCUUAUUUGUUUGUGAAGCUGUAAUUACUGACGACCAUUAUACAUUUUCUCCCAGUGGGAAAUACUUUGCUCCAAAGAAUGGCACCCAUGACAGCUAUAUGGAAUACAUAAAAAGCCUACCACUCAAUGCUGAACCAGAGGUAUUUGGACUCCAUGUGAAUGGAAGUAUCACCAGGGAACAUAAGGAGACAGUAGAAUUAUUUGAUGGAAUUCUUACAACUUUACCCAAACAGACAAGUGGAGGUGGAAAAUCAGCAUCUGAAGUUGUCCAGGAACUUACAGUUGACAUUCUGUCAAAAAUACCAGAGGAGUUUAAUGUAGAAGAAGUCAAGAGACUGUAUCCGACUCAGUACACAGAAUCUAUGAACACUGUGCUGGUUCAUGAGUUAUUGAGAUUUAACCGCUUGACCUCUACCAUCCGGAUGAGCUUGCAGGAUUUAAACAAAGCCAUUUCUGGUCUAUCUGUGAUGUCCAAUGAACUUGAUGAUUUGUUCAAUAGCAUGAUUGUUGGUAAAGUUCCUUCUGUUUGGUCAUCCAGAUCAUACCCAUCUUUAAAGCCUUUAGGAGGUUAUAUAACAGAUCUUUUGCAAAGACUGAACUUUUUCAAGGGAUGGAUUGAAAAGGGAACACCGAAAGUGUUUUGGAUCUCAGGGUUUUUCUUCACUCAAUCUUUUCUGACAGGAGCACUGCAAAAUUAUGCCAGGAAAUAUAAGACCCCUAUAGAUUUACUUGGACUGCGGAUUCAGAUAACUGAACAUCAUCAUAUAGAUGAUAUUGAUGUCUCUCCGUCUGACGGCAUUUAUAUCUACGGUCUCUACAUAGAAGGAGCAAGAUGGGAUCGUGACAAACAUGUGAUUGGUGAAUCUUUCCCAAAAGUUUUGUAUGAAAGCAUGCCUAUUAUAUGGCUUAUUCCUGGAGAAAAAGUUGCGCAAGUUGAUUCCUUUUAUCAAUGCCCAGUUUACAAGACAAGCGCCCGUCAUGGAGAACUCUCUACAACGGGACAUUCAUCAAAUUAUGUCCUCACUAUCAAUCUGGCAACAGACAAACCCCCAAAUCACUGGGUUAACAGAGGAGUGGCUUGUCUCUGUCAGCUGGAUGACUAGUAGAAAACAGGAGAGUACUGCGGAGCUUUUCCUUGGAAUGCUAUAUGGGAAUUGCGAUUAUCAUCAUUGUGAUUUCUGUCACACAUAGGAAUCAAUAGAAGUAAAUGGUUAAAAACACAAUAUAAAGGCUACACAUGUAUUUAAGUUUGUUUGUUUGUUUUUUUCCAUUAAAGUAUGUACCGAAAACAAGCUUGGCUUAUAAAAGGCUCAAAAGAAGCCCCCUACACUUAAUGUAUUGUCUUUUAUAAUAACAAAUGUAAAACUGAAUGUGAAUGAUGAAACUUACAAUGGUAAAAUAAAUUAUAGUUUUUAAGUGUCUUUUGAGACAUAAAGCAGUGUUUUUGAGAAAUAGCCCAGAAAUUGUGCACAUGGCUUAAAGGGAUACUCCGGUGAAAACCUU
Molecule: messenger RNA, 9156 nt
Organism: Hyla sarda
Lineage: Eukaryota; Metazoa; Chordata; Amphibia; Anura; Hylidae
Product: dynein axonemal heavy chain 3-like
Exons: 57
Coding region: 33-8756 (2907 amino acids)
Biological process (GO): microtubule-based movement
Cellular component (GO): dynein complex
Molecular function (GO): ATP hydrolysis activity; minus-end-directed microtubule motor activity; ATP binding
Source: RefSeq, a predicted model, not a curated record